ACGGAGCCCCCCAGGAUGAAGCUGACUACCCGGACCUGGAUGAGGACGGAUCCCCGGAGGUGCCGGGGGGGCCGUCCCGCUGCCAGGACCCCUACCAGGACUGGGUGGCCCUAUACUGCUGGGCCCCCUUCCACGCCACCCUCAUGGCCACCCCCGAGGGCAGCCGCUGCCGCUGGGAGCAGAUCGGGAGCGCCUACAGCGAGCUCUCCGCCUGCACCGAGCUCCUGGCCCGGCUGUUUGCCUGCCCCUGGCCCAGCACCGCUCUCGACGCCUUUUUCCUGCAGGUCCACGCCGAAUAUUUCAGCAACUGCAGCAGGACGGAGCCCCCCGGGCUGGGGGGGCCGCCCCCCGGGCUGGCUGCCGCUGUGGCUGUGGGGCUGGGCUGCCUCGUGCCCCUCGCAGCCGCCGUCACCCUCAGCAGAGCCCGGAGAGGGGCUCGGAGCCCGGCGGGGGGUGGCACAGCCCCCGGUGUCCCAGUGCCUGAACUGGGCUGAGAGCAAACCCCGGGGGUUCAAUGGAGGGGGCGAAGGGAGACGAGGGAUUUCACAACCCAGCCCAGACAGGAUUAAAGAGAAAUACACAAGUAAACAAAAUCGCGGCCUCCUCACACCGGACGGGGCUGCGAAGGGAGCAGAAGCCUCUCCUAGGCCGGGCCGCCCGGGGUGUCCAACUGCCCCUGUCAGAGGAAAGGAGUCGCUUCCUGUUAUUUCCAUUGAAAUACUUGUCCCGCUCGUUAGCCCCGCAGGCUGUGGCAGGAUGGCACCGUGCGCGCCCACGGGCUCCGGCCGCCUCUCCCGAGGGCUCCUCCUGCUCUGGGCGCUGCUGGGGCGGGGGCUGUGCCACACGGCCGGCAAGGCGGACGGCUUCGGCCAGGAGGCGAGGACGAGCCCCCCGAUGGCCAAGGAGAACUCCACAGAGGAGGUGUACGGCGCCAUGGCGGAGAGGUGCUGGGAGUUCUUCGUCGAACUGAUGAGGAACGUGACGGUGCCGCAGCUGUGCGACUGGAAGGUCAUCAGCAGGCCCUACAGCUUGCUGCAGGAGUGCUUGGAGGGCUCGGCCGAACACCUCAACCACGGCUACCCCAACGCGCUGGCCGAGCGCUUCAUCUUCCAGAGCCACCACCGCUACUUCCACAACUGCUCGGUGGGCAACCAGGUGUUCGACCCCCCCGAGGACGUGCUGCUGGCCAUGGUCUUCGCCCCCAUCUGCCUCAUCCCCUUCCUCGUCACCGUCGUCAUCUGGCGCAGCAAGGACGGCAAGGCGCAGCCCUAAGGCGCCUGCCGUCACCGCCAUCGUCACCUCUGUGCCCGGUGCCCGGUGCCCGGUGCUGGGCUCCCAGUUACUCCUGUACCGGGGGGGGGGGGGGGGUUGGGUCCAGGACCCCCCCUCCCGGUGCCUCCCUGACCACCCGCCAGCCCGCGGCGGGCUAGUAAAGGCUGCUUGCCCCCAGCCCUGGGGUGCUUCUUCCA
Anas platyrhynchos (mallard) is the source of this 1469-nucleotide messenger RNA. It is a transcript of the gene RAMP2, whose product is annotated as receptor activity modifying protein 2. Gene Ontology annotation, molecular function: coreceptor activity. Lineage: Eukaryota; Metazoa; Chordata; Aves; Anseriformes; Anatidae. The record is from RefSeq and is a predicted model, not a curated record. Gene Ontology annotation, biological process: angiogenesis; calcium ion transport; G protein-coupled receptor signaling pathway. Gene Ontology annotation, cellular component: signaling receptor complex; membrane; cell surface.